AUGGGCUUUCAGCAUUACCAAACUGGGAGAUUGCACCUACAGCCCUGGAUCGGCUACGUCUCUGAGGAGCAGUCACUGCCCUGUGCUGAGCCUGCAUUGUCAACUGGCCACAGAUGUCCAAGCUCACCAGGGUCCUCACGGUUUGACAGUGCUUUCUUGGCAUUCGGGGAUGUCACUGUGGAUUUCACCCAGAAGGAAUGGAGGCUGCUGAAUCCUGCUCAGAGAGCCCUGUACAGGGAGGUGACACUGGAGAACUACAGCCACCUGGUCUCACUAGGAAUAUAUGCAGAACAUGUCCUGCGGCCCAAGAAUCUUGGACUUGCACAUCAGAGGCAACAGCAACUACAAUUUUCUGAUCAAAGCUUCCAGAGUGACACAGCUGAAGGUCAAGAGAAAGAAAAAAGCUCUAAGCCCAUGGCAUUUUCCAGCCCACCCCUAAGACAUGCAGUAAGCUCGAGGAGGAGGAACAGUGUAGUGGAAAAAGAGUCUAGUCAAGGCCAGAGGGAAAAUCCUACAGAAAUAGACAAAGUAUUGAAAGGAAUAGAAAAUUCAAGAUGGGGAGCAUUCAGAUGUGCAGAGCGUGGGCAAGACUUCAGCCAGAAGACGAUAGUAAUCAUACACAAAAAAGCACAUUCCAGGCAGAAACUUUUUACAUGCAGGGAGUGUCACCAGGGCUUUAGAAAUGAGUCAGCAUUGCUCUUGCACCAGAAGACACACACAGGAGAGAAGUCCUAUGUAUGCAGUGAGUGUGGGCGAGGCUUCAGCCUCAAGGCAAAUCUCCUCAGACACCAGAGGACACACUCAGGAGAGAAGCCUUUUCUGUGCAAGGUGUGUGGACGAGGCUACACCAGUAAGUCAUACCUCACUGUGCAUGAGAGAACACACACAGGAGAGAAGCCUUAUGAAUGCCAGGAGUGUGGGCGAAGGUUUAAUGAUAAGUCCUCAUACAACAAGCACUUGAAGGCACAUUCAGGGGAGAAGCCUUUUGUGUGCAAGGAGUGUGGGCGAGGCUAUACUAAUAAGUCAUACUUCAUUGUGCACAAGAGAAUACACUCAGGAGAGAAGCCUUACAGAUGCCAGGAGUGUGGCCGAGGCUUUAGCAAUAAGUCACACCUCAUCACACACCAGAGGACACACUCAGGGGAGAAGCCCUUCGCGUGCAGGCAGUGUGAGCAAAGCUUUAGCGUGAAAGGAAGUCUCCUCAGACACCAGAGAACACACUCAGGGGAGAAGCCUUUUGUGUGCAAGGAUUGUGAGCGAAGCUUUAGCCAAAAGUCAACUCUCGUCUACCACCAGAGAACACACUCAGGGGAGAAACCUUUCGUUUGUAGAGAAUGUGGGCAAGGGUUUAUUCAGAAGUCAACCCUCGUGAAACAUCAGAUCACACACUCAGAGGAGAAGCCUUUUGUGUGUAAGGACUGUGGACGCGGCUUUAUCCAAAAGUCAACCUUCACUUUACACCAGAGGACACAUUCAGAGGAGAAGCCUUAUGGAUGUCGGGAGUGUGGGCGAAGGUUUCGGGAUAAGUCCUCGUAUAACAAGCACCUGAGGGCACACUUGGGAGAGAAACGUUUUUUCUGCAGGGAUUGUGGGCGAGGCUUUACCUUGAAGCCAAAUCUCACCAUACAUCAGAGGACACACUCAGGAGAGAAACCUUUCAUGUGCAAGCAGUGUGAGAAAAGUUUCAGUUUGAAGGCAAAUCUUCUUAGACAUCAGUGGACACACUCAGGGGAAAGGCCAUUUAAUUGCAAGGAUUGCGGGCGAGGCUUCAUCCUAAAGUCAACUCUCCUCUUCCACCAGAAGACACACUCGGGGGAGAAGCCUUUCAUCUGUAGUGAAUGUGGGCAAGGAUUUAUCUGGAAGUCAAACCUUGUGAAACACCAGCUUGCACAUUCUGGCAAGCAGCCUUUUGUAUGCAAGGAGUGUGGGCGAGGCUUCAACUGGAAGGGAAAUCUCCUCACACACCAGAGGACACACUCAGGGGAGAAGCCCUUCGUGUGUAAUGUGUGUGGACAAGGCUUCAGCUGGAAGAGAAGUCUCACCAGACACCACUGGCGGAUACACUCAAAGGAGAAGCCUUUUGUGUGCCAGGAGUGUAAGCGAGGCUAUACCAGUAAGUCAGACCUCACUGUGCAUGAAAGAAUACACACAGGAGAGAGGCCUUAUGAAUGCCAAGAGUGUGGACGAAAGUUUAGCAAUAAGUCAUACUACAGUAAGCACUUAAAGAGACACUUACGUGAGAAGGGUUUUUGUACAGGGAGUGUGGGUGAGGCUUCAUCUUGAAGUCAUAUCUCACCAGCCAUCAGAGGACACACACAGGAGAGUAAUUUUGCUUUGUUACAAGCUUUAGUUGAGGCUGCAUAACUUGUUUGUGAAGAUAUAACAAAGGCAGACAGAAUCCAGAGGGCCACAGAGAACCUGAAUUCAACCCAUGUGUCCCCAGGCGAUUCGGAGAAAAGAGGUCAAUGUUUAAGGAACAGAGAUGCCAGUUGAGGGGAGGGCAUUAUCUGGGCUACUGGGGAAAUACGGUCUCUUUCCUACUGAGCACAUAUUCUUGUAUUUGUGCCAGGCUGUGCUUUCUAAGCACUGUUCUUAGGCAGUGACUGCAGAGCAGGGAUACCAAGGGAGGUCUGUUACUGACAAUCUCCCCAACCUCCUUGGACUGCAAGCAAUCUAGGACACCUCCACCAAACCUCUUCUUGCACUUUCCUUCCCUCUGGCUGCCCUCCCAGCCUUCCUUGGUUUGAAUGUUUUGUCUCCUCCUUAAUUUAUGUUGAAACGCUACAUAAACUGUUUACUGUU
Molecule: messenger RNA, 2802 nt
Organism: Piliocolobus tephrosceles (Ugandan red Colobus)
Lineage: Eukaryota; Metazoa; Chordata; Mammalia; Primates; Cercopithecidae
Gene: ZNF337
Product: zinc finger protein 337
Exons: 3
Coding region: 1-2283 (760 amino acids)
Biological process (GO): regulation of transcription by RNA polymerase II
Cellular component (GO): nucleus
Molecular function (GO): DNA-binding transcription factor activity, RNA polymerase II-specific
Source: RefSeq, a predicted model, not a curated record